This is a messenger RNA of Sturnus vulgaris (Common starling), 3847 nucleotides long. NCBI's taxonomy places the organism in Eukaryota, Metazoa, Chordata, Aves, Passeriformes, Sturnidae. The record is from RefSeq and is a predicted model, not a curated record.
ACGGCUGGGGCGGCGAGCGGGGCCCGCCCGCUGCCCGCGGCCCCCGCAGCGCCCCGCCAGCAUGGCCGGGGCCAUCAUCGAGAACAUGAGCACCCGCAAGCUCUGCAUCGUCGGGGGCAUCCUGCUCGUGUUCCAAGUCAUCGCCUUCCUGGUGGGAGGGCUCAUCGCUCCCAGCCCCACGACAGCUGUUCCCUACAUGUCAGUGAAGUGCAUUGAUGUCAGGAAGAACCACCACAAAACCAAGUGGCUGAUGCCCUGGGGACCCAACCACUGCAAGAAGCUGAAGGAUUUUGACGAGGCCGUGAGCCGGCAGAUCGAGGCCAAUGACAUCGUGUUCGCUGUGCACAUCCCCCUGCCCAGCAAGGAGAUGAGCCCCUGGUUCCAGUUCAUGCUCUUCAUCAUGCAGCUCGACAUUGCCUUCAAGAUGGACAACGACCUCAAGGAAAAUGCAGAGAUCACCCUGGAUGUGUCGCUGGCCUAUCGUGAUGACAUGUUUGAUGACUGGGAGGAAAUAGCACAUGCCAUAGAGAUCAGGAAGCUGAAGUGCACCUUUGGCUCUCCAAAAACCGUGGAGUCCGAGGGUCGUCACUACGACUGUGACUUCCUGCCCUUCAUGGAGAUCGGCAGCGUGGCACACAAGUACUACCUCAUCAACAUCCGCCUGCCCGUCAACGACAGGAAAGGCAUCAACGUGGGCAUCGGCGAGAUCAAGGACAUCCGCCUGGUGGUGAGUGUCCUGUCCCUGCUCUGCCCUCACCCCCUCUCAGGGGUCACCUGCACCACCUCCUCUGUGCCUUGUCUGCGUUUUCUUCUGCCUUCGCUCGGGGUCAGGGUUAAAAACACAAAGAUGAAAUUUUUGGUUCGGAUUUGGCUGUUUAUUAAAUCUUAUCUAAAGUACACAGAGUUCUGCAACACCAAGGUGUGGUUUGCCAUGAAGACCUUCCUGACACCCAGCAUUCUGAUCAUCAUGGUGUGGUACUGGAGGAGGAUCACGCUGAUGACACGUGCUCCUGUGCUGCUGGAGAAGGUCAUCUUUGCUCUGGGAAUUUCCAUGACGUUCAUUAACAUCCCUGUGGAGUGGUUUUCCAUCGGAUUUGACUGGACUUGGAUGCUCCUCUUUGGGGACAUUCGACAGGGCAUCUUCUAUGCCAUGCUGCUCUCGUUUUGGAUCAUCUUCUGUGGGGAGCACAUGAUGGACCAGAACGAGCGGAAUCGGCUCUCGGGGUACUGGAAGCAGGUGGGACCCAUCGCCGUGGGCUCCUUCUGCCUCUUCAUCUUUGACAUGUGUGAGAGGGGAGUGCAGCUCAAGAACCCCUUCUACAGCAUCUGGACCACCGAGGUGGGCACGGAGCUGGCUAUGGCCUUUAUUAUAGUUGCAGGGAUCUGCCUGUGCCUCUAUUUUCUCUUCCUGUGUUUCAUGGUCUUCCAAGUGUUCAGAAACAUCAGUGGGAAGCAGUCGAGCCUCCCUGCCAUGAGCAAGGCUCGCCGCCUUCACUACGAGGGGCUGAUUUUUAGGUUCAAGUUCCUGAUGCUCAUCACCCUGGCGUGUGCAGCCAUGACCGUCAUCUUCUUCAUCGUGAGCCAGGUGACAGAAGGCCACUGGAAGUGGGGGGACAUCACGAUCCAGGUGAACAGCGCCUUCUUCACCGGCAUCUAUGGGAUGUGGAACCUCUACGUGUUUGCCCUCAUGUUCCUGUAUGCUCCAUCUCACAAGAACUACGGUGAAGACCAGUCCAAUGGUGACCUGGGGGUGAACAGCGGGGAGGAGCUGCAGCUCACCACCACCAUCACCCACGUGGACGGGCCCACGGAGGUCUACAAGCUGGCUCGGAAGGAGGCUCAGGAGUGACACGGAGGUGCCUCAGCAGGGACAGGCCUGGGCUGGGGAGCAGGGGACACACGAGUCCCUCUGGCUGGAGACCUCUCCAGCUUCUCGAGCACCCCCCGUCCCUGGUGCAUUCACAGAGCAGCCACAGCGAGCAGAACAUUUGUAACUCUUUACUAUGGUGUAGUUAUUCCUGGGGGGAGGGCUGUGUAUAUUGUGUUACACGUAAAACCCUGCUGGAAGGGCACUGAGGUUGCAAAGUCGGAUGUGGGGCCGGGGCAGAGCUGCCGUGGGGCUGGUUUGAUUUUGCUGGGUGUGCUGGUGCAUAAAGGUGCUGCAGGGAGCUCAGGCAGGAGCACGUGCUCAGUACUCUGGGUUUGCUCCUGUGUGCAGCAGGUGUUGGUUGACGGGGGGGGAAACCUUGUUGUAAAAACAUUGAAUUCCACCACUGUAGCUGUAUUGACCCUUGUCUGAGUCUUUGGUGCAGCCGCCCUCUGUCCCUGCAUGGAGCAGAGCUGGGAGAGGAGCAGGCUGUUAGUAAAGCUUUAGUAGAAGCACUGAGUGCUUUCUCAGCAGGUUUUACAGCUGUUUGCUGAAUACAGGGAAUGUCCAGCCUGGAUGCUGAGCUGAGUUGCAGGAGAACAGAGCGCUCCUGACCCAAGUUGCCAGCUGGCUGAUCCCACAGCCAGCUCCUCCCUGCUCUCAGUCCCUUUGGCUUCCCGUGCUUUUGUGGCUUCCUCCACCUCCCCCUUUUGUUACAGGGCAUUCCUGGGAGCCGGGCAGUCUCGCUCUGUGCACUGCCAGGCUGGAGCAGAGCUGGAUUCUUCCAGGGAUUAUCAGACUUGAAAGGAUCCGCUGGUCACGCACUAAUGUGGAUCUUUGCUUUCCCAGAGCAGGCACCGGCGCUGGGCUCGCUCAGCCCCGUGCUGGGAGGCCUUUGGCAAACAGAGGGGAGUGGGAACUGACCCGGCCUGGAGGCUUGAGCUGAGCCCUGCUGGGACCAGUUCAGAGAAGUGAAUGGUGGGGAAGGGUCUGCGCUGCUCAGGGCUCACCUUCCAUGGCUUGGAGUGUCAAUGUCUGUGUGAACUGCUGGUAACAUGUAACACCCUCCCAGUUCUGGCCCUACAAAUGAGAAUCUGCUGCUGCUGUGUGUUGCUGAAGGGUUAGAGAGGAGGCAGAGAGGGGAAACUCCUUCCUUGUCAGCCCAGGUACAAUCACAAUUCCAGGUACCAUAAUGAUUCCCACCCCAGGAUUCAUUCAUUUACCCUCAUCCAUUUAUUAAAGCUCAGCACUACGAAAAAAAGAGAGGGUGGCACCACAACAUCACCUUGGGUUUGUUUGCUGGGCACCCCAAGUUGUGCACCAUCACAUGGGGCUCCUCCAGUCAGGCUGUGCCACAGGGGGCAGACCCCUUUCUCUGUGUAUUAAUUGGAGCUCCUGUUGGAUUUUCUUAAAGCAAUUCCUUUUAUUGUGUUUGCCCUCCCCAGGAUCCCCAGCUUCCCCUGCCCCUGGAGGCAAAGCAGGUCCAAGCAGGUUCCUAGUCGUAGCAAUUACUCCAUUACAAAGUGAAUUAAAUCAACUCACAUCCCUGUAAACCCUGGAACAUUCCCAGCUGAACACUCGACUUUGCAACUUUACCAUCCCUUUUCCCUUGGGUUCUUACGUGAUAUUUAUGUUGUUCCCAUAGCUGUGUCCGUGGGUUCUUUUCCAGCUUAGACUAUAGCAUUGCAUUUUGUAAAGGCUCCCCACGAACAGGGAGCUGCAGCUUUCAAACCAAAUUUUGUGUCAAACACUAACAAUUCGUUUACGGGGCGCGUGUGCGUGUGUGUGUGUGUGUGUGGGUUUUUUUAUUUCUUCAUUCCUCAGCCCUACUCAUAUGUCUUGGAAAUAGUCCCUGGGUCUUAUUAAAAUAUAUCUUUUUUGUUUGUUUGUUUAGGUUGAGUUCAGUUUUUACAGAAUGCUUUAAGCAACCUGGAAAACAUGUAGUUUUGUUAAUUUAAAUAAAAUACACAAUAUUAUGGA